CAAACUAAUUAUUGUAAUUCUAUGACUAUACUUUUGCUAUGGCUGUGACGUCGGUACGUAUAUGCACGGGCCAAGUCGCGGAAUAGAACGAUUCUUUGCACAUGCGCGCUUGCUCUUGGGCGAUUGAGUCACUUUCCAGGUCCAUGCAGCGCACUUCACCCCACUUUGUCUGCCCCGCGCUCUUCCAAGACGCCCUCCGAUACACUUUCGCAUUCCGCAAAGUCAGCCCAAAACCUAUCCGCCUUCGCGUUCUCGCACCCCGCCGCCGCUUCUGCACACAAAAUUCGCUUAUAGGCUUCGACGAUAUGGGCAAAGAAGACAAGAGCAAGUCGUUCAACCUGAAGGUGCCCAAGGGCACACGCGACUGGACCGGCGAGGAUGCCGCACUUCGCGAUCACCUGUUCCAGACCGUGACGGAAGUCUUCAAGCGCCACGGAGCCACGACACUCGACACGCCUGUCUUCGAACUCAAAGAGAUCCUCAGCGGCAAAUAUGGAGAAGACUCGAAGUUGAUAUACGAUCUACAGGAUCAAGGUGGUGAGCUCUGCUCACUGCGUUACGAUCUUACAGUCCCGCUUGCACGAUGGCUCGCCAUGAACCCUAGUGUGCAGAACUUCAAGAGAUACCAAAUCGCCAAGGUGUACCGUCGUGACCAACCGGCAAUGACCAAGGGACGUAUGCGAGAGUUUUACCAGUGCGAUUUCGACAUUGCGGGCUCGUACGACGCCAUGAUUCCCGAUGCGGAAGUCCUCAAGAUCGCAACCGACGUCUUCGAAGCGCUCAAGUGGGACUCAUACACAAUCAAGAUAAAUCACAGGAAGAUCCUGGACGGCAUGUUCAAGGCAGCUGGUGUCAAGGACGAACUGAUACGGCCAAUCAGCUCUGCAGUGGACAAGCUAGACAAACUACCAUGGGUUGAGGUGAAAACAGAGAUGGAGACCAAGGGACUGCCUGCGGACAUUGCGGACAAAAUUGGAGAGUGGGUACAGCGCAAGGGUGGAGACGAUAUCAUCGAGUAUCUCAAGACGAACGAGACUCUCUCCAAAUCAGAAGAUGUCAUUCAAGGUGUUAAGGAGAUGGAGCAGCUCUUCGCAUACCUCGACGCUUUUGGCGCCCGCAAGAAUGUCUCCUUCGAUCUCUCACUCGCUCGUGGUUUAGACUACUACACUGGUCUGAUCUAUGAGGUUGUUACAGAAGGCUCGGCGCCGACUGGGAAAGGCCAAAAACAAGAGAUUGGUGUAGGAAGUAUCGCCGCAGGUGGUCGUUACGACGGGCUGGUGGGCAUGUUCAGCGGCAAACCCAUUCCCUGCGUUGGUAUCUCUUUCGGCAUUGAUCGAAUUAUCAGCAUCAUGAAGGCCCGCGGCCAGUCGACACAACGCGCCAAGGACGUAGAUGUCUUCGUUAUGGCCUUUGGUGGCAAGGGCUUCACCGGCCUAUUGACGGAGCGUAUGCAGGUUGCUCAAGAGCUGUGGGCUGCAGGCAUCAAGGCCGAGUUUUCUUACAAACUGAAGCCCAAGCUUCCACAACAAUUCAAGCAAGCUGAAACAGCAGGUGUUCCGCUCGCCGUCAUUCUUGGCGAGGACGAACUCAAAGACGGCAAGGUCAAGAUCAAAACCCUCGGAAUCAAGGACGAGAACGACACUGAGAAGAAUGGUGUACCGGUCGAGCGGAGCAACAUGAUCGACGAGAUUAAGAGGAGGCUACCAAGCGCGGCUUGAUUGUCUUUGACGGGCCGGACAUGCGGACUGAGAGCGCACUUAUAGAUACCCAUACAUAGACUACUUUCUACCGGUUCACUUAAUCGGGUGCUCACAGCAGUAUCCGCGAAGGACUAGGCAUAGGGAUAGCCUGCGACGACAAAAGCCUGGACACUCUUGUCC
This is a messenger RNA of Alternaria alternata, 1880 nucleotides long. Its product is annotated as histidyl-tRNA synthetase. The transcript is spliced from 3 exons. Gene Ontology annotation, biological process: histidyl-tRNA aminoacylation; mitochondrial translation. Gene Ontology annotation, cellular component: cytoplasm; mitochondrion. Gene Ontology annotation, molecular function: ATP binding; histidine-tRNA ligase activity. Bases 102 to 1718 code for a protein of 538 amino acids. NCBI's taxonomy places the organism in Eukaryota, Fungi, Ascomycota, Dothideomycetes, Pleosporales, Pleosporaceae. The record is from RefSeq and is a predicted model, not a curated record.